UUUGUAUUAGACUUACUCGGGUAGCAGAGUUGACUGCAAAACUACAUAAUCAAUUUCCUGCUGUUAGAUUUCUUCUGAAUAGGCCUACAACGAGAACCCAUCGCUGUCUAAAUAAGAUCCAGCACAGCAGUACAUUUCAACAGCGGCAAAAUGCGCGCACUGAGAGUAUUUCUCUUUGCGGUCUUCACCGUGUGCAGUGGGGACAUCCCGACUGUAACGAAGCUGGACCUCAAGGCUUACGUAGGUCGAUGGUACCAGCCGUUUCAAAACAGAUGGACAAAGAUUGUCAACGUUGAUUUAGACUCUGUGUGCACCACAGCAGAUUAUAAAAUUAUAAACCAGACGUUCGUCUCGGUGUACAACGCCGGCCGGGAGGGCUGGCCGGAGGGCAAGCGCAGAGACAUCGCUGGUUUCGCCUACAUUCCAGACCCGUCGCAGCCCGGCAGACUGAAGGUGGUGCUGGAUGGAGUCCCCACUGCUGGUGAUUACCUCAUCAUCAAACUUGGUCCCAUCAUCGAUGGUCAGUACCAAUACGCGGUGGUGACCAGCAGCGGUGAUCGCGCCCUCUACGUUCUGGCCAGGAACCCUAUCUCCUUCUUGGACAAGUACGCGGAGGAAGUCUUGAAGUUUCUGGACGACAACGGGUACCGGGGAUUCCUGAAGAAACCCUUACCCCUGCUGCAGGCUACCAACUGCGGCUAUCCAGAAAGCUCUGGAGGCUGGCUGACAUCCUGCGUUUUAUCAGAUACAGAGUAUAAGUUAUACACGGCGAGGAAAAUGGUCAAGAUCUUCUCAGCGGUCGUGGCCUUGUGUCUUGCUGGGACAGGUCUCGGGGCCCCGGCCUACUUUUCGCCUCCGAAGACCGUCAGCGAGCUGGACGUUCAGAGUUAUCUCGGCAGAUGGUAUCAAAUGUUCGCAGAUCUGGUAGUAGUUUCUACAUUUGAGAGGAAUGCUGACUGCGUCACUGCUGACUACGGUCUGAACCCGAACAAUACCAUUUCCGUCUACAAUGCGAACACGGAUGGUAGCCCCACGGGCCCGAGAAAAGCCAUCAAAGGCUACGCCUACGUGCCAAAUAAGAAUGAGCCCGGUCAACUUCUGGUGAAAUUUCCAGUAAACCCGAUCCCUGGCCCAUAUUGGGUGAUCCAGCUCGGUCCAAAAGAGACUACGUGGCGUAAUGCCCAGCCUCAGUACCAGUACUCCAUCGUGAGCGACCCCAUGCGAGCUGGACUCUUCGUGUUGGCCCGAGAUCCCGCGGACUUCCGCUCUCGUUUUCAGGCCGACGUGCUGCAGUGGCUCAAGGUCAAUCAGUUCGACCACUUUUACAACAAGCCGAUUGAGACGGUACAGACAGAGGCUUGCAAGUAUCCUCCAGCCGACGGCAAACCGGAAAAAUGGUAAAAGAAACGGCGAUAGUUCCGUUGUGGAAAACAGUCUACAGCAAAAUUAGUAUGACGAUUGGACUCCAAAUUUUCGGCACUUCAAUUUCUGAUACCUUUUACACCGAGCAAAUUUGAGAUUUUCAAAAAAUGUAAUUUUCAAAUAGUACCCUCUUUUAGAGGGCGCUGCUCGAGCCCCGUGCCAGGAUUUAACUCACGCGAUACUUUGGGAUAAAUUUGUGUUUUUUUGUAAAUUUCUUCAGAACGUGGAAGAGAAAUUAUGUCCGUUUACGAAUCCCAAAUUAUCCGAAUAAAUGGACUAUUACUCUAGUUCAGCAUAUGGUACAUAGCACAUUAUUGUACAUGACACAGACUGUGCUGCAUACUGAAGCACAACUUGAAGACUGUGCAUUAAUUAUCAAACCAGACCAGAUGUCAAUCAUUGAAAUAUUAUACUUGAUACUUUAAUUCAAAGAGCUCAAAGCACAUCAGAACAGAUUUGUCAUCUACUGGCUACAGCACACCAUUCUAUUUUGCCAAUUCCUAAUAAAUAAGAUGUAUAUUUGUAUCGUACAAAACCAACCAGGGAAAUUGUAAGGGACUGGUACUUCCUAGCAUAAAAUACUGUUCAGCAACUUUUCCAUUCUCGCAGGGUACUAAGAUCAUAUCCUGCUUGGAUUUCCUCGCAAGCAAUGUCUGCUCUGUUAGCAAAUACAGGUGUUGUGUUUGCUGACCAUUGUUUUAUGCUAUUAAUCGACAGCUUCACCGAUAGGAUAUGGCACAGAAUCUGCAAAUGACAACUUUGAAAAUAAAUUUAUAAAUGUUGGAAAAAUAAAACUGGAAACAAAGCAGGGACUUCAGUGAGUAGAGCUGAAAUCAAAACAUUCAGCAAUGUCUUGAAAUAGAAUUACAUCGGUACGUAGAAUGACCCUCAAAACAUCAGCAUUAUUCAAGUAAAUAUGAAUAAAGAAAUAUAGUCUUUAAACUA
Acanthaster planci (crown-of-thorns starfish) is the source of this 2367-nucleotide messenger RNA. RefSeq lists its product as uncharacterized. The record is from RefSeq and is a predicted model, not a curated record. NCBI's taxonomy places the organism in Eukaryota, Metazoa, Echinodermata, Asteroidea, Valvatida, Acanthasteridae.